Neofelis nebulosa (Clouded leopard) is the source of this 7286-nucleotide messenger RNA. RefSeq names its product dystrophin related protein 2 (gene DRP2). Lineage: Eukaryota; Metazoa; Chordata; Mammalia; Carnivora; Felidae. Gene Ontology annotation, biological process: synaptic signaling. Gene Ontology annotation, cellular component: plasma membrane. The transcript has 23 exons. The record is from RefSeq and is a predicted model, not a curated record. Bases 429 to 3302 code for a protein of 957 amino acids. Gene Ontology annotation, molecular function: zinc ion binding; protein binding.
CCUCUUCCGCUUUCCUCCUCUGCUUCUAAUGAAUUGAAAUCUCCGAGAGCCGCUAAGGCUCUGGUAGUUUUACAAAACUGUCCUUGCUCUUUCUGCAUUCUGCCCAGUCAAGGGUAUCUUUGCUGGAGGUCAGAAUGAUGCUGUUAGUCCUGAUGUGAUUGCAUAGCAACACAGAGCGGCUCUGAGAGGGGAGGAGGAGGAGAAAGAGAAGAGGGCAGGAAGGUGGGAGAGACAGAGGGAGAGUGUGCAUACAGCAGCUGUCGGCAUUCCUGUCUCAGGGACUUCUUUGCUGAUUCACAGAAGCAGCCCAGCACCAGCCUCCCAGCUCCCAGUUGCAGCCUGCUCCUCAGACCCGAAGGAAUCAGAAGGUGCUUAUGGUCAACAGUUGGUGCACUGCCCAUUCUCUCCCCCCAUGAGCCUUGGUUCUGAUGCAACCUAUGGUCAUGCAGGGAUGCCCUUACACCCUCCCUCGAUGUCAUGAAUGGCGGGCAGCUGACCAGUUCCAUAACAGCAGCAGCCUCCGUAGCACCUGCCUCCAGCCUCAGGUUAGAGUUGCUGCUACUGCCCCUGCGCCUCCUCAGGAUGGUGCUGGGGUUUCCUGCCUAAGCCCAAAGCUAUUCAACGGGUCUGUUGGUGCUGCUGGACCCCUCGAACCACGAGCCAUGAAUCUGUGUUGGAAUGAAAUAAAAAAAAAGUCUCACAACCUCCGUGCUCGCCUAGAGGCCUUCUCAGACCACAGUGGGAAGCUUCAGCUCCCUCUCCAAGAGAUUAUUGACUGGCUCAGCCAGAAAGAUGAGGAAUUGUCAGCUCAGCUGCCCCUGCAAGGGGAUGUGGCUCUGGUGCAACAGGAGAAGGAGACACAUGCGGCCUUUAUGGAAGAUGUCAAGUCUCGGGGCCCUUAUAUCUACUCUGUUCUGGAGUCAGCUCAGGCCUUCCUGUCCCAGCACCCAUUUGAGGAAUUAGAGGAGCCUCGUUCUGAGAGCAAAGAUACUUCUCCCAGACAGCGGAUCCAGAACCUUAGCCGCUUUGUGUGGAAGCAGGCAACGGUGGCCAGUGAACUAUGGGAGAAGCUGACAGCCCGCUGUGUCGACCAGCACCGCCACAUUGAGCGCACUCUGGAGCAGCUGUUGGAGAUCCAAGGGGCAAUGGAGGAAUUAAGCAAUACUCUGACCCAGGCUGAGGGAGUACGAGCCACUUGGGAGCCCAUUGGGGAUCUCUUCAUUGAUUCACUCCCUGAGCACAUCCAGGCUCUUAAGCUAUUCAAAGAAGAAUUCUCCCCUAUGAAAGAUGGAGUGAAAUUGGUGAAUGAUCUGGCCCAUCAACUUGCCAUUUCUGAUGUACACUUGUCAAUGGAGAAUUCCCGCGCCCUGGAGCAGAUCAAUGUUCGGUGGAAACAGCUACAGGUGUCAGUUGGCGAGAGGCUUAAGCAGCUCCAAGAUGCCCACCGGGACUUUGGGCCUGGGUCACAGCAUUUCCUCUCCUCCUCUGUGCAGGUUCCCUGGGAAAGAGCAAUUUCACCCAAUAAAGUUCCCUACUACAUCAACCACCAGGCUCAGACCACUUGCUGGGACCAUCCCAAGAUGACUGAGUUAUACCAAACCCUGGCUGAUCUGAACAACAUUAAGUUCUCAGCUUACCGCACUGCCAUGAAGCUACGCAGAGUCCAGAAGGCACUGCGUUUGGACCUGGUAACUUUAACCACAGCCCUGGAGAUCUUCAAUGAGCAUGAUCUGCAGGCCAGUGAGCAAGUGAUGGAUGUGGUAGAGGUCAUUCACUGCCUGACGGCCUUAUAUGAACGGCUGGAGGAGGAAAGAGGCAUCCUGGUCAAUGUGCCACUCUGUGUGGACAUGAGCCUCAACUGGCUCCUCAAUGUUUUUGAUAGUGGUCGCAGUGGAAAGAUGCGGGCGUUGUCCUUUAAGACCGGCAUUGCAUGCCUGUGUGGCACUGAAGUAAAGGAAAAAUUGCAAUACCUCUUCAGCCAAGUAGCCAAUUCAGGCAGCCAGUGUGACCAGCGCCACCUCGGUGUCCUGCUUCAUGAGGCUAUUCAGGUGCCCCGUCAGCUGGGGGAAGUGGCAGCCUUUGGGGGCAGCAACGUGGAGCCCAGUGUCCGUAGUUGCUUCCGUUUUAGCACCGGGAAGCCAGUCAUUGAAGCUUCACAGUUCCUUGAGUGGGUCAACUUGGAGCCCCAAUCCAUGGUGUGGUUGGCUGUCCUGCAUCGGGUCACCAUUGCUGAGCAAGUGAAGCAUCAGACCAAGUGCUCUAUCUGUAGGCAGUGCCCCAUCAAGGGCUUCAGGUACCGGAGUCUGAAAGAAUUUAACGUGGACAUCUGCCAGACCUGCUUCUUGACAGGCAGGGCCAGCAAAGGCAACAAGCUGCACUACCCCAUCAUGGAGUAUUACACCCCGACCACAUCCAGUGAGAACAUGAGGGACUUUGCCACAACUUUAAAGAACAAAUUCCGCUCAAAGCAUUAUUUCAGCAAACACCCUCAGCGAGGUUAUCUGCCUGUGCAAUCAGUGCUGGAGUCUGACUACAGUGAGACGCUGGCUUCUUCCCCGAUGUUGCCACACGCUGACACACACUCCCGCAUUGAGCAUUUUGCCAGCAGGCUUGCUGAGAUGGAAAGUCAAAAUUGUUCCUUCUUUAAUGAUAGCCUGUCCCCGGAUGACAGCAUAGAUGAGGACCAGUACCUGCUGCGGCACUCCAGCCCCAUUACAGACCGGGAGACAGCCUUUGGACAGCAGGCUCCAUGCAGCAUGGCCACAGAAAGCAAGGGGGAGCUAGAGAAGAUCCUGGCACACUUAGAGGAUGAGAACCGGAUUCUCCAGGGAGAGCUGAGGCGCCUGAAGUGGCAGCAUGAGGAGGCUGCCGAGACCCCCACCCUGGCUGAAGGCUCUGCCGAGGUAGCACAGGACCACCACAAUGAGGAGCUUCUGGCUGAGGCCCGGAUCCUUCGGCAGCACAAGAGCCGCCUGGAGACACGCAUGCAGAUUCUUGAAGACCACAACAAGCAACUAGAGUCUCAGCUGCAGCGCUUAAGGGAGCUGCUCCUGCAGCCACCCACCGAACCAGAUGGCAAUGGCUCUGCAGGCUCGUCCCUAGCUUCCUCUCCACAGCAGUCAGAAGGCAGUCACCCCCAGGAGAAGGGACAGACUACUCCAGAUACUGAGGCAGCAGAUGAUGUGGGGUCAAAGAGCCAAGAUGUCAGCCUGUGCUUAGAAGACAUCAUGGAGAAGCUCCGCCAUGCCUUCCCCAGUGUGCGAAGCUCUGAUGUGACUGCCAACACCCUGCUGGCCUCUUGAUGGAGCCAGUUCCCCAUCCUAUAAUCCACAGUCUUCUGGUUCUUUCUGGUCAAAGUCUUCCUUCAGCCUUCACCCAACAUUUCCAGUCCCUACCGGGCCCACAUUCCUCAGCCAGAGUUAUUUGGGCUCUGGGCAGCAGCAGGGAUCCACUAGUAUGUGAAGUGGAUGUGUGAGGACUGGGGGAGGAAGACGCAUGAUUCCUCCAAUUAUAGAAAUGUGCCCUUUAAUCCACAAGUUUGAGAUCAGUCCCUUAAGUAUGUCUCUGUUGCGGUCCAGGCAGAUGGCACUUGGAAGCCAUUCAGAUGGGGACAGAGAAGCUGCCUUACAGAGCUAAGCAGUGCCCAUCAGCCCCUUUCCCUUCUCCAUGGAAUUAUGGAGAUAAGGAAACCCAAUGACUCCAGGGUUCCAGCAUUAUGAACCCACAGGAGUUAGUCCUACUCUCUGGCCCAGCUCAGGGAGGCAAAAGAGUAUCUCUGAGACUCCCCCCUACCCCCAAAAAAGUGCCCCUGAAAAUGUCUGGGCAGCAUGUGGCAUACUAUAGUUUGACGGCAUAUCUCUAGUCAUCCUGAUGCUACCUAGAUGUUGUUUCCCCCUAGAAUAUCUGCAGUUCCUUCUGCCUCAGGCCCUGGCAGACUUUCCUCAAUGAGGGGGAACAAUUUGUUCUGAUUCCUACUUACACUUUACAUUUGGAAGCAUUAAAGAAAUACUUAGGGCUUUGGUUUUUCCCCCAAUCAUCCUCUUUCCUGAAGGCUUCAGCAUCCUGAGACACCAGCUGAGUUGCUCUAGGAACCAGCUGAAGCCACCCUUGGCUUUUCUGGGUCUGCCCUCAGAGCCCUGGGGUAGAGGCAGCAGCUUGCUCAGCAAGCGAGUCUUUCUCUACUUGGGUGAGGAAGGGGAAGCCACUCACCAGCCUGGAGGAGUGUGACUGCCCAACACUCUUGCAGGCUGUGACCCUUCUUUCUUUUAGGCUGAAUCAGAUGAAGUGACUCACUGUCCCUAGCUAAUCAUAAGGCAGAUGCGAGUGGCAACCUUAAAUAGUGGCCUCUUCCUAGGAGCCACUGGCCACACAUCAGGAAGCUGGCCACGUUCCACCCAGACAACAGCAAGGCCUUCCUUUGCAUAAAACUGUUCUUUCUAACUCUGGAAGGUGAAUCCAAUCCUCAAAGGAAACUAACUCUUCCUAGCCUACAUAUACCAUAAUCCUUUUCUCCAGAAACUGUUCAAAGUAGAUAGCGGGGUUGGGGGGGUGGUAAUGGGCUUGGGAAAUUUGAACAGUCAAAGCCCACUUAGGCAGUUUUCUAUCAAAAGAAGCUUUAUAACCUAGAGCCCCGCAAUUGACUUAAUUUGCCUAAGUUUAUAUACAUAUAUAUCUAUCCUGCAUACCUACUGUAUAUCAGUACUCCCCUGGCCUUGCUCACACAUUAAAUUCUAAUACCUCUCAAAGUAUUAAUGUUCUGCCUUGCUCUUUGUUAGCCCCAGCCUCUGGUUGGACUGAUAGACGCAUCCUGGCUGCUCCCCCUAGGAUGUCUCUCCAUUCAUGUCUGGGGUAAGCUAUCCUUAAGACCAAAGCCAACAGAAGCCUGUGGCCACAGUGGAAUCUAAUGGGAAGAGUCACUCUGUUCUCUUCACUCAUUCCAAAUUUCGUUCCCUUGACACCUGGGCCUUGGAUGAAUUUUCCUGGGCUCCCCUAAACAAUGGUUCAGGUGCCAAAAUAGAGCAAAUGUGAGUUCCACUCAUCGCAUGCAAACAAGAAGGAACAGAUGGGCCUUUAUUGACCUUUGCCAGGCUUUAACGCAGAGAAUACCCUCCAGCCCCUUCCAGGGCAUAAGUCUGGCUCAGGGACUCAAAGAAAGCAGCAGUUGCCACCAAGGUCAGGAAGGUAUGAGAUAGUUGGGGUGCUCUGUUAUAAUAAAGCAGUAGGCCAGUGGGUAGAGCUUCUGGGAGGUUAGAUUUAUCUGCUGCAGGGGAAGGAGGCAGCAGCUUUGAUCCAGAAGCCUAGGAUUACCUCCUUCUAGAAUUUCCAGGGAGCACUAAGCCACAGGUCCAGGGCUAACUGCAUCUGCCUUAGUGCCCAUGAAAUCUCUGGAUGGGAGGCCUGGGUAUCUGGAUGUAUGGUGAACAGGUUGUGGGUGGGCAACAAACACAGGGCAUGGGCAUCUGUCCAUGGGAAGGAGGCUGUAUUUGUAGGGGCAUAGUUUGUAGGCAGGAAUGGGGGAGAAGACAUUUGCUAUAGGUCAGGGAGCACAGGGUCUUUGAGGCAUAUCCUGCCUAAGGCUUAAGAGGGCAUACGUUAUGAAACAAUCUUUGACCGGGAAAGUCUUAGAAAAUCCUUCCCAUAACCCCCACCUCACCCAAGAGAUCUUGGGCUGCCAAGGGCCUGUGGCAACUGCGGUGGGCUAGGCAUAGUAGAGAAGAUGUAGAUCUUGCUAUGUAGGAUUUGUGCUGUAGGUGGACCGAAGCAGCAGGUUGAAUUCUCACUAAUGGGGUCACUGACACUGUGUGUGUGGUCCUGUGUGUACCUUAAUGCCUGAGGUGAGUGUAUCACUCAAGGGUCCAGUGACAGUCACUGCAGCGUGUGUGGGCAGUUUGCCCUCAGUGAGGUAAAUGGAUCCUUGGGCAUGGUGAAUCCAAAUUAGGGUGAGAUUUACUGAGAUGUGCUGUAUGUUGUUAAGCAUCUGUCAUGUAUCAUGUCUCCUAGAGGUAUCUUUUUUGUGUGAUGCUGCAUAAUUUAUGGCCCUGUACUGGAGGAAUGGUAAAGGGGGAGUUUUCUGGGUAGGCAGCCUAAGGAAAGCCUCUGACUUGUGAGAAGGAACAUGAGUGUUUGCUGGGGUUGUUGUCAAGUAGUAUCAGGGAACAGUUAGGACUGAUAGGCGAUUUAUUCUCGACAGGAUUUGGCAGAGGCCAAAAAGCUGUUAUGAAGGUGCCUCUGCUCAAAUUGAGAGCAGAGCAGGGUCAUGUUGACUGGGAACUUGUUAAAAAAGGCUGACUGGCUGCAGAACAUCAAGCUGUUUAUUGGAUGGUUCCCUAAAGAGGGCCCUACCCAGGAGGACACAUGCCCUUCCCUCCAGAAUGGCAAGGCUGAAAUCAAGGCUCUCAAGUGCCCAUUUCUAUCAAGGCCCAACCUUUAAAUAUUUCUCUGUAGAGAAACCUGUUUGAGUUUCUCAUGCUCCAGGAACUGGGCAGGCAAGGCCACAGUAAUGAGAAACCCUGACGUCAGGCAGAGGCCAAUGCUGGGAGAUAGACGUUUUCCCUCCAGGUUAAUUUUGAGGAAUACCCAUGCUGCCUGAGGUGUGUGUUUGGAAUCUGGGCUCCAUGUCCAGCUUCAUGCUAGAACAUUCCUGUAACACACAUUCUCAAUGGCCAACUUGAGGCCUCUGAGACCAUUUCAGGCCAAGAAUCUCAUUAAAGUUCCACUGGCAUAGGUGACAGCUAGCCAAGAAAGUAAGCUACCUUAAGGCAAACAGUCCUGGGAGAGAAACUGGGGGGCCCUACCCCCGGGCUGUGGAGACUGAGCUGCUCAGCUGGGCAGCUCUAUCUCUGGGCCUCUCUGCCGAAAUCUGGCCCUGGGAACAAAGGAAUACUUCAGCUCUUUCUUACUCUUUUAACACCAAUGGCUGUGGGAGAGGGAAAGGCUCAAGGCCAGGAAUCAGCUCCCAGCCUCCAUCUCAUCCCACAGCUGCUGCAUUUGCGGGCAUGGGGGGGUGGCUGCUGAAUGUCCUUGCUGUCUCCAGGGCAGUAUUGGGGCCCAGAGUGGAGCUUGCUAUGCUGUUUGCUGGCUGCAACAACUGGUCUCAGGAAUGGAAGUUGGGGAAGGGAUCCAGGGCAGGGGGGAGGUGGCCAGGGUGGCACACAGGUCUAGAAAUGGGACAAAGUGGGUGGGGCUGGGAACAAAUUGGUUAACUUUGAUUGCCACUCACUGUGGUGCUUUUCCCCUUUCCCUUGAAUUCUGCUUUGAAAAGAAUAAAUUUGUAUUUGUUUACUUUG